Messenger RNA from Plasmodium malariae, 840 nucleotides. RefSeq names its product fam-l protein. Bases 1 to 840 code for a protein of 279 amino acids. The record is from RefSeq and is a predicted model, not a curated record. Lineage: Eukaryota; Apicomplexa; Aconoidasida; Haemosporida; Plasmodiidae. The transcript is spliced from 2 exons.
AUGCAAGAAAAAAUUAAGUCGCUGUUAUUUAUUAAAAUUACUAAGUUAAUCCUAUUAAGUUGGAUAUGUCAUAUAUAUAUUCAUACGAGUACGCAUAACAAAUCUUUGAAUAAAUACUACAAACUUCGUAAAAAAUUAAAUACAAAAAAUUAUCGAUUAUUAACAAAAUAUAAUCAGGAUAAGGAUUCGAAUAUAGUAUAUUUAAAGGAAAACAUACCAGAUGAAGUACACGAUAAAAAAAAUAUAUCGAAUAAUGAGAAUUCAUAUGCAAGAAAAAAGAUACAGUCAAAUGGAAGUUCCUCAAGAAAUACAAGAGGCUGUAAAAAAGUUAUAAAAAAUAUAUCUUGUAUGUUUGAAACGAAAAAAUAUUCCCAUUUAGAAAAAAAGAUAUUCAGAGAACUUGAUUAUGUAAAUUUUCUUGAAAACAACAGGACACUUAGUGAUAAGCUUUACAAAAGAAUAAUACUUAAAAAAUACUCAUUAAGACUAUCGUUUACUGUAAUAUUGUUCUUGUUGUUAUCAGUAGCAUUCUUAGUAGAAUUUUUUGGGGGUUAUGGAAUUGUAAAUGAGAUAUAUCGUUUAUUGUCGACGUGCCUAGAUAAAGAAGGAAUGAUAUCUUUAAAUAAGAAGUUGUACGAUACCUUUUUAGGGAAACUAUUCUAUAGGGUUGUUGAAACUACUGAUAAUCAUGUGAAGAAGUCUGCUCUUAUUAGAAAUUUUUUGGGUUUCCUAGUGUAUUUCUCAAUUUUCUUUAUAUUUGGCAUUUCAGUUAUAUUAGGAGUUGUUUAUUAUCAUAAAAAAGUUAAAAAAUAUGAUAAAAUUAAGUUCAGACGAAAGUAA